Drosophila ficusphila is the source of this 2284-nucleotide messenger RNA. RefSeq names its product sulfite oxidase, mitochondrial (gene shop). NCBI's taxonomy places the organism in Eukaryota, Metazoa, Arthropoda, Insecta, Diptera, Drosophilidae. The record is from RefSeq and is a predicted model, not a curated record. Gene Ontology annotation, cellular component: mitochondrion. Gene Ontology annotation, molecular function: molybdenum ion binding; oxidoreductase activity.
AUUUAUCAGGUGAUCUUAUCCAGAAAGGAGCAUAACCCCAUCGAAUAAGGAUUAUAAUGCGUAAUAAAUUCCCGACAGAAUGAUGAAACCCUUUUGAAGGGUAUGAAAACAAACCGCGAACAGGGUUGUCAAGCCACCGAAGUAUCGCCUGGCAAGGAACACAGUCUGCGUUUUCGGUUGUCAACAAGCAGAUGGUAAACAGCCGAAUUAGCGCCUUCCCAGAUUGCUUAUCAACAAAACCAACAACUGACGCUGUUCUUGGGGGGCAGAGGCUGAAGGGGCCAAUGUCGCCAGUGGGCAAACACAAGACAUAUCAUCGAAUCACCACAUAAAUCACGAAUCAAAACAGAGAUUCGCGGCAGCAACGCGAGGGAAAACUUGAGAUUGGUUUGGACUUCCUCUGCGGAAUCGGGUGUUCUUCUUUGCCGGCGUUCGCUCUGUCGGUUACAUAAUCAUGCGCUGGCUGAGGCGCAGCUGGGUGGGACUGCUCCACCAUCAGAGGCAGCGGCACCAUCGUCUUCUGGUCACCACCACUGGAGCAGGGAGCAAUGGCGAUCGGGAGGAGCAACACAAGUGGAGCUCCCCGGGCAGCAGAGCGGAGCAGUGGCUCUAUGCCGCCUUUUGGGCAGGUGGCCUGACCCUCGGCUACCACUGGUUGACCCACAGGAACCGCCAAGUGCUGCUCGAGGAGCAGAAGAGCCCAGCCGCCAGCGAAGAGGAGCAGGAGGCACUGGCUCGCAGUUGGCACGUGACCCUGCGAAAGGAGCUGCCCACCUACAAAGCGGACCAGGUGGAGCAGCACAACAGUCCCGAGAACCGGAUAUGGGUCACCUACGGUCUGGGUGUCUACGAUGUGACCGACUUUGCCGAGAAUCACCCGGGCGGCGAUAAGAUCCUCAUGGCCGCCGGCAGUGCCAUCGAUCCAUUUUGGGCCAUCUACCAGCAGCACAAUACCACGGAGGUGCUGGAGCUCCUCGAGGGAUUUCGCAUUGGCAAUCUGGAGGGCGAACUGGUGGCCAGUGUGGACGAUGAACUGGGCUCGCCCUGGUCCCAGGAACCCCAACGCCACGCCCUGCUCAAGCCCGCCUCCAAGAGGCCCUUCAAUGCGGAGCCACCAAUCGGAAUGCUGGCCGAGAAGUUCUACACGCCGAACGAACUCUUCUACGUGCGCAACCAUCUGCCAGUGCCGGUGAUCGAUCCCGAGGACUACGAGCUGGAGAUCGAGGGCGGCGGCAAGGAGCGGUCCCUCAGUCUGGCGGGGAUCAAGGCCCUUCCGAAGCACUCCGUUACAGCGGCCAUCAUGUGCGGUGGCAACCGCCGGUCGGAGAUGACAAAAGUGAAAGCCGUAAAGGGUCUUUCCUGGGGUGCUGGCGCCGUGGGCAAUGCCAAGUGGUCGGGUGCUCGCCUGUGCGAUCUUCUCCGAGAACAGGGCGUCCAACCGGACGAGUCGAAACAUGUGAUUUUCGAAGGCGCCGAUCUGGAUCCCACAUCCCAUCCCUAUGGAGCGUCUAUACCCCUGUCCAAGGCUCUGGAUCCCCGUGGCGAUGUCAUCCUCGCCUACGAGAUGAACGACGAGCCGCUGAGCAGGGACCAUGGCUAUCCCAUCCGGGUGAUUGUGCCCGGCACAGUGGGCGCCCGCAAUGUCAAGUGGCUGACGAGGAUCGUAGUGGCGGAGCGGGAGUCCGAUUCGCAUUGGCAGCAGAACGACUACAAGGGCUUCAGUCCCAGCACCGACUGGGACACCGUGGACUUCAGCAAGUCGGACGCGAUCCAGUCCAUGCCGGUGACCUCCGCCAUUUGCACACCGCAGCCGGGAUCGCGAGUAAAAGUGGACGACGAGGAGGGACACAUUGUUGUGAGGGGCUAUGCGUGGAGUGGCGGCGGCAGGAAGAUAGUGCGGGUGGACCUGACCAAUGACGAGGGUGUCAGCUGGCACGUGGCCGAAUUGGAGCAGGAGGACAACCCAGAUGGACGCCACUACGGCUGGUCCCUCUGGACCGCUCGACUUCCCGUUUCCGAGGCGCAAAGGCAAGCCGGCGACGUGGAAAUCUGGGCCAAGGCCGUCGACUCCGCGUACAACGUUCAGCCGGAGAAGUUCGAGCACAUCUGGAACCUGCGUGGCGUCUUGGCCAAUGCCUAUCACAAGGUCAAGGUGAAGAUUGUCUGAAGAGAAGCGAAUUUCUUGCAGGAACUCAAGAAACGGGAAGGAUCCAAUAGGUUUAUGGAGCAUCGAAAUUGAGAUUGUCUAAAUGCGAAUGAAUAAAUAAUAUAUAUAAAAAACAAA